AUUGCAACUGUAAAGUAACAAAACGAAUGGAAUCGGCCAUGAUAAAUAAACACGACAGUUUAACUGAAAAAUAAUGGAAUGGUGUGUUUGAACGUAACAGAAUUAAACUAGUCUAUUAAUAGUGGUAGACACAUAUUUUAGAAGGCCUAAGUGAUAGACGUUCACAGACGGAUUAAAUUGUGUACCGAUAUUGUUUUAUGUGAUGAAAUCGACCUAACUACAACACGAAACUCCCUGCUGUGAACCCAACAAAAGUAGUGAAUGUAAUGGGUCCAAUUUUUUAAGUGGCAAUUGAAGUUAUAACGUGUUUAAAUUGAAGUUGAACUCUUGUUACAUAGUGAAUAAAACAAUUUUGAUCGUCAAUCCCAAAAGCAGAAUGGAUAAAACCAACGGACCACAAGUCAAGAUCGGCAAUGAACAUUUUAAAACUUGGCUCAAGAAUUUGGAUCCAGUAGCCAGGGUUGAAAAGAUGAGCACUAUCGCUAAAACUCAAGCUUCUGCUGGCCUGAAGGGAUCAUUGAUCAAAGUUUCAUUAGCACAACUGUCACAAAGGUGUGAAGUGAGGUUGCUUAAAUUGAGUGACAGAGAAAUCAAGUUUGCAACAAGGAGGAAAUCUAUAAAGAGUGUUAAGCCUCUUGCCAGUUCUAAAACUCAAUUUGAAGACAGUUUAAAAAACCAACACAAGUUACCUACAAAUUCAAAGCAUAUUGUUGGUAAAAGUACAAGAACUGAAGACAGCAAAAUCAAGUUACUUUCAAAAUAUCCCGGAGAUUCUGCAGUUAAAACAAAAAAGUUUAAGCAGCUACAAAAUAACAAAAAAGAACUAAUCGCUUCAGAUCAUGAAACCAAUCCUCUUCCAAGUAUCACUAGUCAAAAGUACAGGAACAAGUUCUCUGAACUUUUUGGUGAGGAUUAUGAUGACUCGUCUGUCUUUAAAAACAGAUCAAGCAAAGAAGUAUAUUCUAUUGAAAGUGAAAGCAACUGCGUAUCUGCUACGGUGAAUUUGAAGUUUUAUAAUGAUCCAACUGUAAUUAAAAGGAAAGCUAAUUCAGACAGUACUGUAUUAAACAGUGAUGUGUCAACAAACAAAAGAUUACGGAUUGACGUUUCUGUUUCUAGGGAAGAAACCCGUCCAAAAGAAUCUACCGCUAUUUCGUCAAAGAACAAUUCUAUAAAUAGUGACACGAAUACUGAAACCUCGCCUAAAUCUGCAAGAAGGAAAUCUCACAGCAGCUCAAAAGUAAAAAUCAAAAGCAAACAAACUAUGACUAAAACUAAUAAAACAGUACUUUCUUCAGUAAAUUGUAAUGAUAACACUGAAGAUGAUCCAUCUAUAAAAGAGUUGUGGUCCAUAUUUGGAAUGGAAUCUCCAAAAGACCGGUCCGCAACCAUUAAAUCUCAUCCGUUAGACCAACAAAAUAUUAGUUUAAAAGAAAUUUCUGACCCAACAAACCCCCAGUGUAUUACUCAUACUGAGUGUCAACCAAAUUUAUCAUUACAGACUGCAAAUGAGUGCUUAGUUCAAUCCCCACUCACGCCUAAAAUACAUAUGUCAGGAAAUACAAAUUCAACAGAGAAUGUGAAUGGAGUGGAAGAAUCAGCCAUGAAUGAAAACACGAGUCCACAAGAAACUGAAGUCGUUUGUAAAAUUGCAAAUACAUUCAGUCUUGCUACCGGUUCUAAAGUUCCUGAAUCGCUUGAUAAAAUUGUAGAUGAAAACCCGGUAAAGACGAACAUAGAAGUCAUGAAAAUGAAACUAAACUCCAAUGAAGAAACAGUCGACCGCUUGCCAGAAAUAGUAAAUAUUGAAGAGACAGACACAAUAUUAAUAUCCGAAGAUGAGGAAAAUGAUUCAAAUGACCAUGACACUUCCAGGAUAAACUCUAAUAAUAGCAAUGAAGAAGUUACAAAUAUAGAAGAACGUAGCAAGGUAGGCACAAUAAGAGUUAAAAAUAUGGGUUUACUGAUGCGUGACGCAAAUACUGGUGUUUAUAACACAAAUACUUUGUUAGAACCAAAUUCACCUGAAAUAAAUCAAUCAAAACUAAACAUCCAAGAAAAAGACACUACUAAUAGAACAAAGCCACAGAGUUUUGAGCAAGGCUUCUUUAAUAUAUACAAACAUUAUUUUGAUGAAUUAGUCGAGUCAAAAAUACCAAAACUGGGAGAAUUACUUCAUCUUGCUGUGGCUGAUGGACUGAGACGGAUUGAUAGGAUUAAAAGAGCUGAACAGCUUUCAUCUGACGAUCUGAUUAAAGAAGAGAAGCAAAGAGCCGAAAAGGAUUUUAAUGAUAUGAUGAGAGUUAGAGGUAAUGAGUUUUCACCACUUUGUGAACUUAUAUUACGUACCUUUGACCAGUCCUCAAAAAUCACGUUGUUUAGUGCGUUAUUUUGCAGAAUUAUGAAACAUGCAGAACAAAUUGAUCCGGCGAAUAAAAAUUACAUUAUCGAGGCAAGAAAUGUAAUUCAAACAAUGUUAUCCAAGCAUCAGUUCAAGGACAAAGAAGUUGUCGACUUUUUGCAAACAGAUUUACACUUUCAUGAUCUAAUGAAACAAGUGAAUACUCUGAUUGAAAAAUUUAAUCAAGCAGGGAACAUUUAUGUAGAAAUCCAUUCGAUUGAGCGAAAUGACACAGUUUCUCAAAAUAAUGUUGUUAUUUCAAGUGUUGCUGUACCUCAGAAUCACAUAAAUAUAACACAAGGUAAAAAUGUUUCUAACAGCUCAAUUAAAACCAAUAAUCGGAAAUUUAUUCGGAUAACUCCAAAACCUAGAAACAAUAUAUCAAUAUCUCAACCGCAUGAUUCACUUCUUCAAAGAGGCAACGUAAUUUCAACAGGGAACAUCGUUUCUCCAACAGUUGUUACUAACUCUCCAACCAGUCGACCAAAUGAUCCAUCAAAUACGAGUUCCUUGCCAAUACCUGGUACUAAAUUAUUGCUUAAUAUGCUACAGACCUCAAGUUCGUCACUUCCGACAACAAAUGGAACGGUGCCUGCAAAAAGCUUAAAUCGAGUUGGAUACUCUCGACCAGCACAGAUACCAAAACUAAUCCCAAAAAAUAUAGCUGCCAUGGUACCUACAACAACAGCUGGUGCAAGUACCGUUACCAUUCCUGUUGGUAAUUUCAGUUUUAUCCCAAUUUCCUCUGUCAACUCGGCAUGUAAUAAACCCAUAUUCAUAUCGACAACUCCCACUCAAUCACAUUCUUCAAAUAUCAAUUAUCCAUAUAGACUUCAGACAGCACCUGUUAGACCGGUAGUCUCCGAAGGGGCUUCACGUCUAAUCUUAAACAAUUUGGGGUCCGUAGCAACACAGAAAACCCGCCCUAGGAUAAUUCGGGAAAUACGUCCUGUUGUAAACACUGCUCAAUCAGUUACUAGCUGCUAUUCUGCAAAGACUUCAGGAACGACGACUACAUCGGAAAGAAUAAGCCAACCCACAACAGCUUUGGCCGAGUCCAUGUCUCCACCAAACCCAGAGAAUUUGACUUUAUCAAAUAUAUUGAAAGCUUCAGAACAGAGUGUGAUUCCAUCAUCCUCACAUUGCCAUCCAUUCAUUAAAAGAAUGCCAAUUAGUGGGAAAAUGAAGAUGUUCUUUGGAAAUAGUAAAAGUUAAUCAAAUGGACGAACCCUGCGGAUGUAAUGGAUGUGAAAUCUUCAUCUUUCGUUAGACUGAAACAAGAUAUUGCUUUUGUACAAAUUAUAUAAUUGUGAUGUUGAAUCCACUCUUUUACAUUUAAGUUGCCUCGUAAUUUGAGAUGAAAGGAUAUUGUAUUAAGACUGUGAUUUUACUAUAGGCUACCGGUGUAUAAGUCGUAAAUAAUUAUUGAGAAUGUUCCCAUGAGGUGCACCUCAAAACUUCUGUGAUACUAUUUAGAUUGUCUAAAAUGGACUAGUUCGUCCUAAAGUACUGAUUUAAGUUAUUCGCAUUUUCUUGGAAAUUCAAGGCCUAGAAAGUUAUUUUAAGUUCGUGUUUGGUUGCAAUGUUAAGUUUAAGACGUUUUUUGUUACUUUUAUAGUAAUAAAAUUUGUAAAAUAGCAAA
Messenger RNA from Homalodisca vitripennis (glassy-winged sharpshooter), 4043 nucleotides. RefSeq lists its product as uncharacterized. Bases 377 to 3616 code for a protein of 1079 amino acids. NCBI's taxonomy places the organism in Eukaryota, Metazoa, Arthropoda, Insecta, Hemiptera, Cicadellidae. The record is from RefSeq and is a predicted model, not a curated record. The transcript is spliced from 6 exons.